CCCAACAACUUAUUCGGGUCGAGGCCCCGAAGCAAAACCCCUUAUUUCAAACUGUAAAACAUACUGUCCGACCUCUUUUAGUCCCCGUCGGCGCCCUGAGAGCAGAGGAAAGAAUGCUCUGAUCCGAAACUCCUGCUCAUUUCAUUUUUUCUCAGCAAUGAACUGCUCAAUUUCCGGAGAGGUUCCGGAGGACCCAGUUGUCUCCCUUAAGUCUGGGCUUCUUUUCGAUAAGCGUUUAAUCGAACGGCACAUUUCGGAUUAUGGCAAAUGUCCAGUUACUGGAGAGCCUCUUACGAUGAAUGAUAUUGUUCCAGUCAAAACAGGAAAGAUAGUGAAGCCCCGACCUGUUCAGGCUGCAAGCAUUCCUGGGAUGUUGGGAAUGUUUCAGAUUGAAUGGGAUGCUCUGAUGCUAUCCAAUUUCGCACUGGAGAACCAAUUGCAUACUGCAAGACAGGAGUUAAGUCAUGCGUUAUAUCAGCAUGAUGCUGCAUGCCGUGUGAUUGCAAGGUUGAAAAAGGAAAGAGAUGAGGCAAGGUCAUUACUUGCACUGGCCGAAAGACAGAUACCCAACACAUCAGCUACAGACACUGCCACCGGCUCUUCCACUUUAAGCAACGGGAAAAGAGCUGCUGAAGAUAUGGAGAUAGAUCCCGGAGGAAAAAGAAUUUGUCCAGGGAUUUCAUCUGCAAUUAUUGAUGAGCUUUCAGAAUGUAAUACUACUCUUUCACAGCAAAGGAAAAAGCGACAGGCUCCACCAACAUUGGCUUCCUUGGAUAGUUUGGAGAGAUACACCCAGCUGAACAGUUACCCUCUUCACAAAACCAACAAACCAGGGAUACUUUCUUUGGAUAUAUAUUACCCUAAGGACAUCAUUGCUACUGGUGGAGUCGACAGUAAUGCUGUUGUCUUUGACCAUCAUUCAGGACAAAUUAUAUCUACUCUAAGUGGUCACUCAAAGAGGGUUACCAGUGUCAAAUUUGCUUGUGAAAGUGAAACGGUGAUUACCGGUUCUGCUGAUAAGACUGUUCGUGUAUGGCAAGGAUCUGAAAAUGGAAGCUAUGCUUGUAGACAUGUUCUGAAGGAUCAUACAGCAGAGGUGCAAUCCGUUACUGUUCAUGCAACAAAUAAUUAUUUUGUGACUGCUUCUCUUGACAACACUUGGUGUUUUUAUGAGCUUGCUUCAGGUGUAUGCCUUGCUCAGAUUGGAGAUCCUUCAGAAGGUGAUGGCUAUACGUCUGCAGCCUUUCAUCCUGAUGGCCUGAUUCUUGGAACUGGCACAACAGGUUCUACUGUGAAGAUAUGGGAUGUAAAGAGUCAGGCAGUAGUUGCACAAUUUGAUGGCCAUGUUGGAGCUGUUAAUGCUCUCUCUUUCUCUGAAAACGGUUAUUUCUUGGCAACUGCAGCUAGAGACGGAGUUAAGCUCUGGGAUUUACGCAAAUUGAGGAAUUUCAGGAACUUCUCUCCUUAUGAUGAAAAUACACCAACCCAAACAGUGGAGUUCGACCACAGUGGAAGUUACCUUGCAUCAGGAGGCUCAGAUAUAAGGGUGUAUCAAACUGCUAGUGUGAAGUCAGAAUGGAACAGCAUUAAAACGCUCCCGGACCUCUCAGGAACUGGUAAAGCCACAUGUCUAAAAUUUGGCCCUGAUGCGAAAUACAUAGCUGUUGGAUCAAUGGAUAGAAACCUCAGAAUAUUUGGUCUGCCCAGUGCGGAAGGUCCAAACGAAGAAGAUUAACUCUUAUUGUCACGAUUCUUCCUUCCAGUUUCAUUAGCUUUGUAUGACAACAUUUCCACCCUGUUUUGUUUUGGUUAAGCAAUUGAAAUAUAAGAGUGGUACUGAAUAGAAUUUUAAGCUUCUGAUAAAUAGUGCUGGAAGUAAAUCUUACCGUGAUACUACUGCGUGUCAUUGUGUUUCUCUAGACACGAUUUUGUAUUUUGGUCUCACAAAAUCAUGUUUGUGGACAUGAAUUUAUGCCAGUUAAACCAUACCAUAUAUAUCUGAAAUCUAAACAGAUCAGAAACAUUGCGGUCUUGGUUGGGUAUUAAAAUCUUACGUGAUCUGAGAUCAAACUGGAC
Molecule: messenger RNA, 2076 nt
Organism: Cuscuta epithymum
Lineage: Eukaryota; Viridiplantae; Streptophyta; Magnoliopsida; Solanales; Convolvulaceae
Source: the annotation of a GenBank genome assembly